This is a messenger RNA of Rosa rugosa (rugosa rose), 3162 nucleotides long. RefSeq names its product septin and tuftelin-interacting protein 1 homolog 1. Bases 278 to 2926 code for a protein of 882 amino acids. The transcript has 2 exons. Gene Ontology annotation, molecular function: nucleic acid binding. Gene Ontology annotation, biological process: spliceosomal complex disassembly. Lineage: Eukaryota; Viridiplantae; Streptophyta; Magnoliopsida; Rosales; Rosaceae. Gene Ontology annotation, cellular component: U2-type post-mRNA release spliceosomal complex. The record is from RefSeq and is a predicted model, not a curated record.
GGACAAUUUGAAAAAAAAAAAAAUAAAAAAAAAUUGGGGUUUGAGUCUGAGACGCAGCGGUCUCAUCUUCUUGUUCACUCUUUUGUUCUUGUUUCCGCAGUCUACAACAGAAUCGCAGGGGGGCGGUGAGAAAAUCAGAGAAACAUAUUCAAGAACCAAGAGGCUUCUUCGCUUUCUGUUUCUCAAAGCUUCAAGAUAGAUAGAUAGAUAGAUGCUUUAACAAGACCAAAUUCAAUUUUUAGGGUUUUCAAUUUCCGUGAUUGUUAGGGCUCCGGCGAUGGAUGAUUAUCAGGAGAUGGAGAGGUUUGGAAUGGAGAACGAUUACGAGGACGGCCAGUGGAUCGGUGGCGAGUUCUAUUACCGAAACCGCAAGAGUAAGCGCGUGCAGACCAAAGACGAUGCUCUCUACGGCUCGUUCGCUGAUUCCGAUGACGAUGAAGACGACGGCUCCAGGAAACGCCGCAAAGAGCGAAAGGCCGACUUCACAAAGCCCGUCAGUUUUGUCUCCACCGGCGUCGUCGUCCCCAACCAGGAAGCCGAGAACGAUUUAAAGCAGCAGAGCGAUGAUAGUAGGCCUGAUAUUGAUCCUGCUGCUACUUCAGGUUCUGGUCUAGGGUUUAAUAAUUCUGGUCUAGGGUUUAAUAAUUCUGGUUUAGGAUUUGGUAAUUCUGGUGGUUUAGGAUUCGGUAAUACUGGUGGUUUAGGAUUCAAUCAUUCAGUAGGCAAUGAUGAUGAGGAAGAUGACAGCGGUUUUCUGCCGUCGGCGUUCGGGAAGAAGAUAAAGGAGGGAGCUGAGAGGAGACACAAGGAGAAAGAAAAGAUGAAAUUGCAGCAGCAGAGUAGUCGGUCUCGAAGAGAUUUGGAAUCUAAAGGAGCAAUCAGCGGCGGGGAUGGGGAUUUGGGGGCCUUUGAGAAACACACAAAAGGCAUUGGGAUGAAGAUGCUUGCAAAAAUGGGAUACAAAGGAGGUGGUCUUGGGAAGAACCAGCAAGGAAUUCUUGCCCCCAUUGAAGCCAAGUUGAGGCCAAAAAACAUGGGUAUGGGUUUUAAUGAUUACAAGGAAACCAAACAGCCCAGUGUGCAAGAAUUGGAUGAGGAAAAGCCCAAGAAGCAGUUGCCGGCUGCUACUGCCACCACCAAAAAGAGGAAUUCCUGGAAGAAGAUGGUUGCCGGCAGGACUAACAAGGAGCGGUAUAUAUCUGCCAAGGAGUUGUUAGCCAAGAAAGAAGAAGAAGGUGCCGAGGUCUUUGUGCAGAAGGUGGUUGAUAUGCGGGGACCUCAAGUACGAGUUUUGACCAAUUUGGAGAAUUUGAAUGCUGAGGAGAAGGCUAGGGAAGAAAAUGUUCCCAUGCCUGAGCUGCAGCACAACUUGAGGUUGAUUCUUGACAUGGCUGAGCUUGACAUCCAAAAGAUUGAUAGGGAUUUGAGGAAUGAGAGAGAGACUGCUAUAAGCUUGAACCAGGAGAAAGAGAGAUUGCAAGCUGAGGUGACUAUGCAGAAGCAGCACUUGGAUAGCUUGGAUGAUAUCACAACUGUGUUGGACCGACUGGGAGAAGAGAAAGCCAUGGGAAUAUUGACGCUGGAUUCUCUGGCAAAGGGUUUCAGUGACCUGCAGAGGAGGUAUGCCGAUGACUACAAGUUAUGUAACUUGGCUUGCAUUGCCUGUUCCUUUGCACUCCCUUUGUUUAUCAGGAUGUUUCAAGGUUGGGAUCCUCUUCGGAACCCCUCUCAUGGAAUGGAUGUGGUAUCCACCUGGAAGGCUUUGCUUCAUGGGGAGGGGGAGUAUGAGCGGUGCCUUGAUAUAUGGGAUUCUUCAAUGUCUCCUUAUACCCAAUUGGUUUCUGAGGUUGUGGUACCAGCUGUGAGGAUUGCUGGAGUAAAUACUUGGCAGCCUAAGGACCCUGAACCCAUGCUUCGUUUUUUGGAGUCUUGGGAGAAAUUGCUGCCGGCUCCUGUUCUUAAUAGCAUAUUGGAUAUGGUAGUCUUCCCCAAAUUGAAGGAGGCAGUCGACUUUUGGGAACCUCACCGGGACACAGUUCCCAUCCAUGUCUGGGUGCAUCCAUGGCUACCACUAUUAGGAAACAAGUUGGAGGAGGUGUACCACACAAUACGCUACAAGUUGAGUAAUGUUCUAGGUGCAUGGCACCCCAGUGAUGGAUCUGCUUAUACGAUACUCUCACCUUGGAAAAAGGUUUUCGAUUCUGCAAGUUGGGAACAGCUAAUGCAUCGAUUUAUAGUACCCAAAUUGCAGCUUGUUUUGCAAGACUUCCAAGUAAACCCUGCAGAUCAGAGACUUGAUCAGUUUAAUUGGGUCAUGAGUUGGGCUUCUGCUAUUCCAAUUCAUCUAAUGGUAGAUAUGUUGGAGAAGUUUUUCUUCCCCAAGUGGCUACAUGUUUUAUAUCACUGGUUAAUAUCAAACCCGAACUUUGAAGAGGUUUUGAAUUGGUAUAAAGGUUGGAAGGAACUUAUAUCUGAAGAGCUUCAUGCAAAUGAAAGUAUCCGCUAUCAGCUUAAUUGUGGCCUUGACAUGAUGAAUCGUGCUGUUGAGGGUAUGGAGGUGGUUCAACCUGGUUUGAAAGAGAAUAUUAGCUACCUCAGGGUGCUUGAGCAAAGGCAAUUUGAGGCACAGCAAAAAGCAGCAGCAGCCCAUGCAAAUUUGGGUGGCGCAGCCCAUAUGGAUGGUGGUGGUCACGAGAUGACCCUGAAAGAUGUUAUUGAAGCCCAUGCACAGCAGAACGGGUUGCUAUUUAGGCCUAAGCCUACUAGGACGCAUAAUGGCCACCAGAUAUACGGGUUUGGUAAUGUAAGCAUAAUAGUUGACUCUCUAAAUCAAAAGGUGUAUGCCCAAACAGAGGACACUUGGUCCCUUGUAUCUCUUGAGAAGUUGCUUGACCUGCACAAUACUUCUCUUACAAGAAGACGCUGACACUGAAUCUUUGAGAAGUGGAGAGGAGUUGGUAGGUUUCAUAUGCAGCAUGCAUCUCUCAGAGUUCAAAAAAUUAAAAGUUAGCUUGUUCAUAGUUUUGCAGCUUAUCUUUGGCAGAUGGAAAUGAUACUGCAGACUGUAACUUUUUUAAUCAUCAGCUUAGUUUUGCAUCCAGAAUCUGGUUGUGUAGAAUACAUGUGCUACCAUACUUAUCAAUCAUUUUGAUUAUUUUCAUA